AUGAAUGAUGUUCAGGAGGCCACCUCCCCUGCAACCAGCCUCAGUGGUCCAGCUACCUGUGUCUCUAAAGUAGAGCUGCGUGUCUCGUGCAAAGCCCUGCUGGACCGGGACACGUUGAAUAAGUCAGACCCCUGUGUCAUCCUGAUGGUGCAGACCCAAGGGCAGUGGACAGAGCUGGACCGGACAGAGGUUAUCAAGAGCAACCUGCACCCAGUCUUCGCCAAGGUCUUCUCGCUGGACUACUACUUUGAGGAGGUCCAGAAGCUGCGAUUUGAAGUCUACGACAUCCACGGCACACACAGCAUUGGGACCCGUGACGAUGACUUCCUGGGUGGGGUGGAGUGUACCCUUGGUCAGAUUGUGGCCCAAAAGAGGAUGGUGAAGCCUUUGUUGUUGAAGUAUGGGAAAUAUGCUGGUAAAUCCACCAUCACGGUACAUGCUGAGGAAAUUUCUGGCAACAAUGGAUAUGUGGAGCUUUUUUUCUGUGCCAAGAAGCUGGAUGAUAAGGAUAUCUUCAGUAAGUCAGACCCAUUUUUGGAAAUAUAUCGAAUUAAUGAUGACGAAACAGAGCAGCUUGUCCACAGAACUGAGGUGAUUAAAAACAACCUAAACCCUGUGUGGGAGCCUUUUAAAGUGUCCCUCAUAUCCCUGUGCAGCUGUGAUGAGGACAGAAAGCUCAAGUGCCUAGUCUGGGAUUAUGACUCCAGGGGGAAGCACGACUUCAUUGGCGAGUUUUAUGCCACUUUCAGGGAAAUGCAGAAAAUUUCCAGUGGAAAUAAGGUGUCGUGGGAUUGUGUGAAUCCCAAGUACAAACUGAAGAAAAAAAACUACAAAAAUUCAGGAGUUGUCAUCCUCAGUGACCUUAAGCUCCACAGAGUUUAUUCCUUCCUGGACUACAUUAUGGGAGGAUGCCAGAUUCACUUUACGGUGGCCAUUGACUUCACAGCCUCUAACGGGGACCCCAGAAACAGCUGCUCGUUGCACUACAUCAACCCCUACCAGCCCAACGAGUACCUGAAGGCUCUGAUAGCCGUGGGAGAGAUCUGUCAGGACUAUGAUAGUGACAAAAGGUUUUCUGCCUUGGGAUUUGGUGCCAGAAUUCCACCCAAUUAUGAGGUUUCUCAUGAUUUUGCCAUUAAUUUCAACCCAGAUGAUGAUGAAUGCGAAGAGAUCCAAGGAGUGGUUGAGGCGUACCAGAACUGCCUUCCUAAGAUCCAACUGUACGGCCCCACCAAUGUGUCUCCCAUCAUCAGCAGGAUAGCAAAGCUGGCAGCAGGUGAUGGGACCAUUAAAGACGCCUCUCGAUACCACAUUCUGCUCAUUCUCACGGACGGUGUGGUGACAGACAUGGCAGACACACGGGAAGCCAUCGUGCGAGCCUCCUAUCAGCCUCUGUCAAUCAUUAUUGUGGGUGUGGGCAACGCAGACUUUACAGACAUGCAGAUCUUGGACGGGGAUGAUGGAGUCCUGCGCUCGCCAAAGGGAGAGCCCGUCCUUAGGGACAUUGUGCAGUUUGUGCCCUUCAGAGACUUCAAAACGGCUUCACCCGCAGCCCUGGCCAAAUGUGUCCUGGCGGAGGUGCCCAAGCAAGUAGUGGAGUACUACAGCCACAAGGCCAUUUCCCCCAUGUGUCCUGUCAGGGACUUACACACCCCAACCCUCAGCCCGGUCGCCACCACCCCAACAGAAUAA
Messenger RNA from Myripristis murdjan (pinecone soldierfish), 1692 nucleotides. RefSeq names its product copine VII (gene cpne7). The record is from RefSeq and is a predicted model, not a curated record. Gene Ontology annotation, cellular component: plasma membrane. The transcript has 15 exons. NCBI's taxonomy places the organism in Eukaryota, Metazoa, Chordata, Actinopteri, Holocentriformes, Holocentridae. Gene Ontology annotation, molecular function: calcium-dependent phospholipid binding. The coding region runs from base 1 to 1692 and encodes 563 amino acids. Gene Ontology annotation, biological process: cellular response to calcium ion.